CCAGGUCAUGUGACCUGUGACGUCCUCUCCCGGCGCCGGUCUCGCGGUAAAAGCCCUCAGGAGGAGAUUUCCAGCUCCUGUAAGCAACAUCCCUUCACCAAGAAGUUACUGUUCAUACAUGUUUGUUGUCAGGUCCAUAACUAAGAUGGCUUCCAGCAAUCCAGUUUUGAACAAGCUCGAGCAGAGGGCCUCCGAAGCCGAUCAAGUGAUUGAAUACCUCAAACAGCAGGUUGCUCUUCUGAAAGAGAAAGCUAUUUUACAAGCAUCUCUUCGGGAGGAGAAGAAACUGCGUGUUGAAAAUGCAAAACUAAAGAAAGAGAUUGAAACCUUGAAGGAACAACUAAUCAAAAAAGAGACACGUCAUGGAGUGAAACAGGUUGGUCUUCCAACUUCUGCACCUGCUGUGUCCAGCCCAGCUACCUCACAACCUGCUGAUGAGCCUGUAUCUGUGGAGACCUCCUCUUCAGCACCAAAAGCGGGAGAAGAGAAGAAAAAGAAAGAGAAGCCAGAAAAAAAAGGAGAGAAGAAAGAGAAGAAAACGGUUACAGCAGAGGAUGAUGCGAGACCUGUUGACGUAUCUCGAUUGGACCUGCGUGUUGGCUGCAUCAUCUCUGCCAAGAAGCAUCCAGAUGCUGACUCCCUGUAUGUAGAAGAAGUAGACGUAGGAGAAGCAUCUCCAAGAACUGUUGUCAGUGGCCUUGUGAAGUAUAUUCCUGUAGAACAGAUGCAGAAUCGGAUGGCAGUGCUGCUGUGUAACUUGAAACCUGCCAAAAUGAGAGGGGUACUGUCUCAAGCCAUGGUGAUGUGUGCAAGCUCUCCAGAGAAAGUGGAAAUAUUGGAUCCCCCUAUUGGAGCCGUUCCUGGAGAUAGAAUUACCUUUCAGGGGUUCCCAGGUGAACCUGAUAAAGAACUGAAUCCUAAGAAGAAGACAUGGGAGCAAAUCCAGCCAGAUCUUCUUACCAAUGAUGACUGUGUGGCUACUUAUAAAGGAAUAGCAUUCGAAGUCAGUGGAAAAGGCGUAUGCAAGGCCCAAACCAUGUCCCGAAGCAGCAUUAAGUAAUCUAGUUAUGUGAAAAGCACGUUGUAAUGCUAUUACAGAAAAAUAGAACAAUAAAGGCCAAUAAUUUGUUGA
This is a messenger RNA of Bufo bufo (common toad), 1132 nucleotides long. It is a transcript of the gene AIMP1, whose product is annotated as aminoacyl tRNA synthetase complex interacting multifunctional protein 1. The coding region runs from base 119 to 1060 and encodes 313 amino acids. Gene Ontology annotation, molecular function: tRNA binding. The transcript has 8 exons. NCBI's taxonomy places the organism in Eukaryota, Metazoa, Chordata, Amphibia, Anura, Bufonidae. The record is from RefSeq and is a predicted model, not a curated record.